AUGCUUCGCGGGCUCCCAGUCGCGCGCCAGGCGACGACCUCCGCAAGUCGCGGACUCGUUCGCGCGACGCGUAGGCGUCUCGCGACCGAAGCCAAUGCUUCCACUUCCACCACCACCGUAGCGCCGAAGAAAAAGUCUCAUACUAUUCGCAACAUAAUCAUCCUCACCAGUGCUGGUGUAGGCACCUUCUAUGUCGGCAGCGCCUUCGUCUCAUUUCACGUGCCGGAGUACCGCACUCUCUUCGCCGAGAACGUCCCCGGCGCCGUCUCUGUGCUCGACUUUGGCGAGGACCACGACUGGGACACUCUCACCCCUGGCGACGUCAUUCUCGGCGCCCAGAACGCCGGCUUGAACGCGUACGAAUUCGUGCAGCGUCUGAUCGGCGACGCGGGCAAUGCGGCGGACAAAGUCAAGGCUCUGACGGGCGGCGCGGUCGAGACGGCGAAGGAGAAGGCGGCAGAGGCCAAGGAGAAGGUCACCGGUGUCACGGAGAAGGCCGGUACGGAGGCGCGGGCCGGUGUCGCGGAGGCGAAGGCCAAGGCGGCGGCAGCGAAGGAGAAGGCGGCCGAGAAGCAGCGCAGCGUCGUCGACUCGCUCAAGACCGGCGUCUCUAUCUCAGAGUCCAAGGUGCCCGCCAGCGUCAAGCACACCGCGAACCAGAUCUCUUCGGCCGUUGCCGAGCUUGUCGCCGAGGCUGAAGGUGCAUUGGCCCGUGGUACACCUCGCGAUCUGCCAGAAGCGACGACUACGCCCGACCAGCCCGAGCCUGGAUUACCAGAUGCGCUCGGUCCUCGUGUCGAUGAACCUGUGGACCCGAACGUCUAUGCUGCACCGCUGCCCAUCGGAUUCGAGCCUCCUCCGGGUUACAAGCGUCCUACGCCGCCCCAGCCCGCGAAGAAGGCUGAACCAGUCAAGGCGGAGCCUGCACCUGAACCCCUCCCACUCGUCGCACCGGCUAUCACUGCUCUCGCUGCCGCAAAUGACGAGCCUGUCUUGACACAUCUGGCUGGCACCAUUGACGAUCUCGCCGCUUUCCUCAAGGCGCACCCCGCCGAAGCCGACAAAGCCCGCAACGUUCUCGACACUGCUACCACGGACCUUAAGCAGCUCGCUGCGGACUUCGAGAAAGCUCGUGAGGCGGAGCGUCAGAAGCUCGAGCAGAGCCUGGACGAGCAGGCUCGGGAGUACUCGUUGAAGAUCUUGGAGGUUCAGCUCGAGGCGGGCGACAAGCUCGAGCACCAACAGGAGGAGUUCCGUAACGCGCAGGCGCAGGAGCGUGCACGACUUGCUCAGGUGUACCGCGAGAAACUUCAGCAGGAGCUGCUCACGCAGAGCGAACUCAUCAACGAGCGGUUGAAGGAAGAGGUCAUUGCGCAGGGUAUCGAGCUUCAGCGCCGCUGGAUGCGUGAAGUCCGCAUGCGCGUCGAACAAGAGCGCGGUGGUCGCCUCGCUAAGCUCGACGAACUUGCGGCCGGUAUCAAGAAGCUGGAAGCUGCUACACGGGACAACUCGUCAUACCUCGACGAGAACCUCCGCCUUCACGCUAUCUGGUCCGCGUUGCGUGCAUUGGACGCCGCCGCACAUGCCCCGGCAAGGAAGCCGUUCCGCGAUGAGUUGAGGGCACUGAAGGGGCUUGCGGCCGAGACGAAUGAUGGUGUCGUUCAGGCUGCGCUGGGUGCUCUCGAGGCUAGCGAUGCACCGGAUGUUGGCGCCGAGCCUCUCGGCGAUCUCGCACGGUGGUUCUCCACCAGCGUCGCACCGGCUGUGUCCCGCGUCGCUCUCGUCCCCGACGCCGGCGCUGGUGUACUCAGCCACCUCGCCUCCCACGCUUUCAGCACUUUUUUCUUCCGCCCCGGUUCUGCUGCAGCUCGCGAGGGUGAUGAUGUGUUGAGCACGCUCGCCAGGGCGGAGGGUCUGCUUGCGCAGAAGGACUUGGAUGGAGCUGCGAGGGAAUUGAACCAGCUUCAGGGCACGCCGAGGGUGUUGUUGAAGGAUUGGUUGGAGGCGGCCAGGAGACGACUGGAGGUGGAUCAGGCCUUGAGGGUUGUUCAGGCGCAGGCGACGCUGAAGAGUUUGCUUGUCAUUUAG
Messenger RNA from Peniophora sp. CBMAI 1063, 2088 nucleotides. The record is from the annotation of a GenBank genome assembly. NCBI's taxonomy places the organism in Eukaryota, Fungi, Basidiomycota, Agaricomycetes, Russulales, Peniophoraceae.